GCGGGCUUGCGUCACCGUGCGAUUUUCGAUAAGGCAGGCACACACCACGUGCACCACACACACACACACCACAUACACCGCAGCGCAAGCAGACUGCAUCACCCACCCACCCCCUGUCGUGUUCUCGCCGCCCUCCCUCGCCUUCUACUCUCCACAAUGGCAGACACCAACAAUGCGAUCGCACAGCAGGUUGUGCAGAUCACAUACGAUGACCUUCGUAGUGGCAAGGACCUCUCGAAACAAGUCAAAGAGGCCUUUGAUAAGGAUGGCAUGGGUCUCAUUGCCGUCACGGGCCUUCCCGACGAUUACCUCGACAUGUGCAAGAACGUCCACAGCGCGGUCCGCGCGUUUGCCAACCUCCCUGAAGAGGAGCGCAAGCAGUUUGAGGUACCACCAUUCUAUCAGCGUGGCUGGGACCACGGUCACGAGCUCAUGAAGGACGGCCACCCUGAUCUGUCGAAAGGCUCGUUCUACUUCAACCCGGGCCAGGAUGCGUUUGAGGAUGUCGAUGCGGAGACGGCCAAGAAGUACCCCACCUUCUUCGGCAAGAACGUCUUCCCCAAAACGCAGGUACCCGAGUUUGAGCCCGCAGUCAAGCGCUGCAGCAAGUUCAUGCAAGAGGUGGGCGUCAUGCUCGCCAGCCAGUGCGACAAGCUCUUCACACAGCCCAAGACCAUCUCAGAGGGCGAGCCAGGCCUGUGCGAGAGCAUUGCCAAGCAGCUCAACCGCCACGCCUGCCGCGGCCUCUACUACUUCCCCACCGCCGAGGGCGACAAGGUGAAGGACGGCUGGUGCGGCUGGCACAACGACCACUGCCUGCUCACGGGCCUCAUCCCAGGACAGUUUUUCGAGGAGCCUGCAGGCAACGCGUGCGAGAGCCCGGACCCGGACGCCGGCCUGUACAUCUGCACGCGCUCUGGCCAGGUGGUCAAGCCCCGCCCGCCCAAGAACGCCAUGCUGUUUCAGAUUGGCGAGACGGCACAAAUCCUCAGCGGCGGUGCGCUGCGUGCCACCCCACAUAUGGUGCGUCCCCCGCGCGCCAAUGGCGUUGCCCGCACCACCAUGCCCAUCUUCAUGCAGCCCGGCCACGAGCUCGUCCUCGACAUGCCCGCAAACGCCGACGACGACGCGCUGCUGUGCCCGCACCUGCCAGAGGGUGUGCCCACGCUCGCCAGCCGCUACACCCCAGGCGUCUCCUUUGGUGACUUCAGCAACACCACCUUUGCCGCGUACUACAACCAAAAGUAAACCCACACGUGUGUGACAUCACACGCGUCAACGCACGACGCGUGUAUACAUGCUGUCGUGACCGCUGAUGCUGGUCGUGGUGGCUGUACGUGGUACUCUGUUUUGUGUGUUGGUGGAACGUGCACGUUCGGUUUUCACUGUCAACGCGCACGCCCCCACAAGUCACCGUUGCGAAUCAUGCAUGACGCGCAGCUUGGAGCAGUGUUGCAGACCGUAAUUUCAUGAGGUUUUCGGCUCUGUGUGCGCCUGCUCUCCCCCUUCCCCCUUCCCUCUGCUUUACUUUGCCUUUCGUCAGUGUAGCUCUUUCGGUUUCCUCUGUGAUGUGUGCUGUGGCUUGCUUGCUUGCUUGCUUCUUGCUGUCUGUUGUUACACGUCGACAUCAAACUUGCAUAAAAGCGCAGCAUGCACGCAUGUAUGUCCUCCAAAGGGAUUGGACUGUUUAUGUUUGUUACAAUACGACUGCACAUGAAACCGUAACAGCAAUCCUACACUGCAGCGAAUGACAUGGG
Salpingoeca rosetta is the source of this 1757-nucleotide messenger RNA. RefSeq lists its product as uncharacterized. The transcript is spliced from 4 exons. The record is from RefSeq and is a predicted model, not a curated record. Lineage: Eukaryota; Choanoflagellata; Craspedida; Salpingoecidae. The coding region runs from base 157 to 1248 and encodes 363 amino acids.